AGCGCGGCCAGUCAGCGUCAGAGGCGCUGCUCUCCGCCGCGCGAUCACCUGCUGAGCAUCAGGUGGCAGCCUGUCUUUCGGUUACACAUCCCCCCAAUCUUGAUUCCCCAGCUGCUACCUACCUUCUAGUCCUUCGUUUUGGUCGGACCAACCGGCGUCGUGGAGAUUUCUUUGAGCAACACAUUCAUCCGAUCGGCGAGCGCCUCAAUUGAGCCUGACGACGUUUACUCCGGGUACCGCUGACCGCAGUGUACCUAUCCCCCGCAUCGGGUGUCAUCUCUGGGUCCCGCGAAUCGUUGGACAUCAAGGGCAGAACAAGGGUGAACCGAACGCCCCGGUCUAUUGGGACGCAAUACCUCUAUCCAGCACGGCCUUUUGGCUCGUCAUACGCGAUCGUGGAACUGCCAUCUCGUUUACGUUGAACAACCUGUCCUAGUCUCAACACCUAGUGACGUUCUGGGCGCCGGAGGCAAGAAACCCGUGAUGUUUCGCGCACAGCAAAACGCCUUUGACGAUGCAGUCGCCAAGGCGACCGACGAGAACCUGACAUCCGAGAACUGGGAAUACAUUCUGGAUGUUUGUGAUAAAGUCGGAGCGGAGGAGUCAGGAGCGAAAGAUGCCGUUGCCGCUAUGAUUAAGAGACUCGCGCACAGAAACGCCAAUGUGCAGCUAUACACCUUGGAGUUGGCGAACGCUCUGGCUCAGAACUGCGGUCCAAAAAUACAUCGCGAGUUGGCAUCUAGAAGUUUCACUGAUGCUCUUCUACGUCUAGCGAAUGACCGAAACACCCACCAGCAGGUCAAGUCAAAGAUCUUAGAACGCAUGCAGGAGUGGACGGAAAUGUUCGCCAGCAACCCAGACUUUGGAAUAAUGGAGCAAGCAUACAUGAAGCUGAAGACCCAGAACCCGAAUUUGCAGCCCCCGUCGAAGCCUGGGAAGAGAGAAAUCACCGACUCGGAUCGUCAGAAGGAAGAGGAGGAACUGCAGAUGGCUCUCGCGCUUUCAAUAAGAGAAAAGCCUACUGUGGCUCCUGCACCCCAGCCUGAAGCCAGCUCGAGCGCUGCCCCAGUCAACCAAGCACCUGCUGCCGCCUCACAACCAGUGCCAUCCGGUACUUCUGCAGCCACGGUGUCGCGGGUGAGAGCACUAUUCGACUUUCAGCCUUCGGAACCUGGUGAAUUGCAAUUCCGCAAGGGCGAUGUCAUUGCUGUGCUAGAGUCGGUUUAUAAGGAUUGGUGGAAGGGCUCGCUGAGAGGCCAGACCGGUAUAUUUCCCCUCAACUACGUUGAGAAGCUCCCCGAUCCAACGGUGGAGGAGUUGCAGCGGGAAGCUCAGAUGGAGGCCGAUGUCUUUGGUCAGAUCAAGAAUGUCGAGAAGUUGUUGACUCUUCUCAGCACUCGUAGCUCUGAGCUCAAUGUGCAGGACAAUGAAGAGAUCACGGCGUUGUAUCAUUCAACAUUGGCCAUUCGACCCAAGCUGAUCGAGCUCAUUGGAAAGUAUUCGCAGAAGAAGGACGAGUUCACGCAGCUCAAUGAGAAGUUUAUCAAGGCCCGUAGAGACUACGAGUCUCUCCUGGAAGCGUCCAUGUCCCACCCAGCACAGCCUCAGUAUGGCCGACCGGCUCAACCUCCAUACGGCUAUCCUGGGGCUGCUGCUCCCGUGGGAUAUCCCCCAGGCCCGCCACAGGCUGAUCCUCAACGAUAUUUCAGCCCUCGUCCUCAAGAAACACAACCGCCUCAGCCCAAUGCGUCCGCAUACUAUGGUGCGGAACAAGCACACGCGUAUCCUCCAACCUCACAAUCGCCCGAUCCCCGUCGCACGCCCCCUGCUGGCGCACCAUAUCAGCAACAGCAACGUCAAUCUUCCUCCGAGUCCUACCAGCCAGUUUAUCAUCGUCCCGAGUCUACCUAUGAAAACCCGCAAGAAUUAGGCACGUCGAUUUACGAUCCCCCCGUGGAGCAUCCUUCCGCAAGCCAGCGCCCUCAGUACCCUGGUCAAGUGCACGUCCCGGCCGCCGUUCAGCAGCAUUUCCAGCAUCAGCAUCAGCAGCCGCAACAGCAACCGGACUAUCCAGCUUCUGCUUACGCUCCUGAAGACGCCUCUCGACCUCCCGCUGGCGCCAGUUCGCAGCCGCCAUACCCCUCGCAGCAAGCACCACCGAUGCAUCAACCCCCGCCGGUUCCGGGCACCUCCACAACCCCCACCCCGUAUCCUGCUCUGAACGCCGCCGGCGGAAGUUAUCAGGCGUAUAACCCAUCGCAAACUGAUGUAUCCAACCCAGCUUCGUUCUACCGGUGAACUUGGGGUUUUGGCCGGCUUCAUCUCCUCGUUGCAGGCUUCUGUUACCGAGCCCGGGCCUGUGGGCUAGAUACUGGGUCAGGGGUCUGUGUUAUACUAGCGUGCCGUUUAUGUUGAUAGUUGCCCCGGUACCAUACCAAGAUCGGUUCUAUUUCCGGCGAGAGGAACGUGCAUGUGACUUUAAUGGUAAUGUAGCAAUCCAUCUAGUUCAGUCUCCAUCGAUCACCAUAUAGCGCGG
This is a messenger RNA of Aspergillus ibericus CBS 121593, 2536 nucleotides long. RefSeq names its product ESCRT-0 subunit protein HSE1. Lineage: Eukaryota; Fungi; Ascomycota; Eurotiomycetes; Eurotiales; Aspergillaceae. Gene Ontology annotation, biological process: protein transport to vacuole involved in ubiquitin-dependent protein catabolic process via the multivesicular body sorting pathway. Gene Ontology annotation, cellular component: ESCRT-0 complex. The record is from RefSeq and is a predicted model, not a curated record. Gene Ontology annotation, molecular function: ubiquitin binding; phosphatidylinositol binding. The transcript is spliced from 9 exons. The coding region runs from base 484 to 2298 and encodes 604 amino acids.